This is a messenger RNA of Amphibalanus amphitrite, 755 nucleotides long. Its product is annotated as forkhead box protein L1-like. Bases 8 to 688 code for a protein of 226 amino acids. The transcript has 2 exons. Gene Ontology annotation, molecular function: RNA polymerase II cis-regulatory region sequence-specific DNA binding; DNA-binding transcription factor activity, RNA polymerase II-specific. NCBI's taxonomy places the organism in Eukaryota, Metazoa, Arthropoda, Thecostraca, Balanomorpha, Balanidae. The record is from RefSeq and is a predicted model, not a curated record. Gene Ontology annotation, biological process: regulation of transcription by RNA polymerase II; anatomical structure morphogenesis; cell differentiation.
CCACAGCAUGGAGAGCUACGAGAGCUACCUGUCCAGCCUGGGUACGGUGUGUGUGCGCGCGGGCUGCGUCUCGCCCUACCUGCCCUUCUACUACCUGCCCCUGGCCGGGUGCCCGCUACCGCCGCCGCCGCCGCAGAAACCGCCGUACAGCUACAUUGCCCUCAUCGCCAUGGCCAUCAAGUCGGUGCCGGAGCAGAAGAUGACGCUCAGUGGGAUCUACAAGUACAUCAUGGAGCACUUUCCGUACUACCAGCAGAAUAAACAGGGCUGGCAGAACUCGAUUCGGCACAACCUGAGCCUCAACGACUGCUUCCGUAAGUUACCUCGUCAGAAGGGUCGACCCGGGAAGGGCUCGUUCUGGACUCUCGACCCCAAGUUUGCCGACAUGUUCGAGAACGGCAACUUCCGCAGGCGGAAGAGGCGGAUGCGCUGCCUGGCUCGGCCGGCAGACGCGGAGCCGGAGAGCUCCACCACGGCUCCGCCGGGAGCCGAGACCGGGGCAGGAGCCGGUGAGGAGCCGCAGCAGGGGGCGGCUCAGCUCAGCCCGCAGCCCAGCAAGUCCUCGCUCUUCACCAUCGAGAAUUUGAUCAAGCCGGAGCCGCUGUUCUCAUCAGGGUCGAGGGCGGGGGCGGGGGCGGGGGCGGCGGCCGAGGCGGCGGCGGCGACGAUAGUAAAGAUGGAACGAUGAGUGUCUGAUAGAAGUGUUGACCCAUGCUGCGGCAAACGUCAGGGCCAGAGGCCGCUGCUGGUGGUGU